Guyanagaster necrorhizus is the source of this 363-nucleotide messenger RNA. RefSeq lists its product as uncharacterized. The transcript is spliced from 4 exons. The coding region runs from base 113 to 304 and encodes 63 amino acids. Lineage: Eukaryota; Fungi; Basidiomycota; Agaricomycetes; Agaricales; Physalacriaceae. The record is from RefSeq and is a predicted model, not a curated record.
GUCCUUGACGUAUGUGAAUGUGCUUCAUAAACGAACUUAGGAUCUUGGUAUAAACUAGGUUUGUCUAGCAUAACCUGUCGUGGUGUGACUUGUCUAUCCCCCGUCGCCGAGUAUGCUAUCUAGAUUUGUAGUGCCUUCAUGGUUGGCGAUCUCUUGGUACCUUGUUCGUUCGUUGUUAACCUUUCUCUUUCGGCAAAAUCAGACUCGUUCACGUUUAUUAUGCUUGCGUGUAAUGGAUUCGCCAUUCCACGCCAGCAUAGUCAUCGUGAUCGGGAUCUACAAGUGUAUUUAUCUGCAUAAGUAGCGACGAGAACUGGCAUUCAACUAAGAAGGAGAAUCAAAAUACAUAUGAACGUCAGAAAG